Molecule: messenger RNA, 696 nt
Organism: Cryptococcus wingfieldii CBS 7118
Lineage: Eukaryota; Fungi; Basidiomycota; Tremellomycetes; Tremellales; Cryptococcaceae
Product: H/ACA ribonucleoprotein complex subunit 2
Exons: 4
Coding region: 1-696 (231 amino acids)
Biological process (GO): snRNA pseudouridine synthesis; rRNA pseudouridine synthesis
Cellular component (GO): nucleolus; box H/ACA snoRNP complex
Molecular function (GO): box H/ACA snoRNA binding
Source: RefSeq, a predicted model, not a curated record
AUGGCCCCCGAAUCCACCGCCACCCCCUCCAAGAAGGAAAAGAAGGACAAGAAGCGCAAGUCCGAGGCCGCCGACCUCGCCCCCGUCGCCCCCGAGGCCGGGUCUGCCAGCGCCGAGGCCGUCGCCAUCGAGGUCGACGGUGAAAAGGCCCUCAAGAAGCAAAAGAAGGAGAAGAAGGAAAAGAGGAAGAGCGUCGCUGCUGGAGAGGUCGCCGAGGGCAUCGAGGAGGACGACAAGAAGGCCGAGUUCUCCGUUCCCCUCGAAGCCAUCUCCGCCAUAGCCUCCCCCCUCGCCGGCAAGAAGCUCUCCAAGAAGCUCCACAAGACCGUCAAGCGUGCUUCCAAAGCUCGUCAGCUCAAACGUGGUGUCAAGGAAGUGGUCAAGGCUCUCAGGAAGGGUGAGAAGGGUUUGCUGCUGCUCGCGAGCAACAUUACUCCCAUCGAUGUCAUCUCCCAUCUGCCCUUGUUGGCGGAGGAGGCUGCCGGUGUCGAGUACUGCUGGGUGUUGAGCAAGGAGGAAUUGGGUGCUGCUGCCGGUACCAAGCGAGCUACUUCAUGUGUCCUCAUCGGUGCCGCCCCCGCCAAGCGACCAGCUGGCAAGGAAUCCGCCUCUGCCGAGGACCUCGCCGAACUCAAGUCUAGUCUGGAAGAGUGCAUGGAGGAGGUCAAGAAGCUCGAGACUGCCAUCACCAUCUAA